GCUCGAAGUAGUAAGUGUCUCAAAGACUCCCGGGCACACUAAACAUUUUCAAACAACUUUUCUGACAGAUACUGUCAGAAUUUGCGAUUAUCCAGGUUUAGUGUUUCCUUCGAUGGUGCCACGGUACAUUCAGGUGCUUAUGGGGUCAUAUCCGAUUUCUCAAUUGCGUGAAACAUUUAGCACUUUGAGAUUUGUUGCAGAAAGGUUAGAUUUACCAAAAUUAUUGCAUUUAAAACAUCCCGAUGGAGACAAGGAAUGGUCAUCUUAUAACAUUUGUGAAGCAUGGGCUAUUAAACGAGGUUUCCUGACUGCACGUGCUGCAAGACCUGGUAUCAAUUUGUUGCAAAUGUGUUUGAGCGGUAUGAUUUGUUUGAAGCUAAAGCCACCACAUUAUGAAGAAAUAAAAGGGCAAUGGGAAGUCCACAAAGAUUUGCCUGAAAUACAUAAAAUGCAAGGAAGAACGAAUCAGCAAGAAGACGAUGAUGAAAUUGAUUUUGAAGACAUCUCUUGGCAAGACGAAACCAAAAACACACUCAAAGAUCAAAGUGCUGAUGAAGACUACUCAGAAUUGAAACUUCCUGCAAUUCAAAACAAAUUUGCAGCUUUAAUGGACUGA
Molecule: messenger RNA, 616 nt
Organism: Ctenocephalides felis (cat flea)
Lineage: Eukaryota; Metazoa; Arthropoda; Insecta; Siphonaptera; Pulicidae
Product: guanine nucleotide-binding protein-like 1
Exons: 5
Coding region: 113-616 (167 amino acids)
Molecular function (GO): GTPase activity
Source: RefSeq, a predicted model, not a curated record